AUGCGGUGGCAUUUGAGCCUGUUGCCCUCAGCACUACUGCAAGUAGGACUACUACAAAGAGGUGCCGUCGCUACGACAGCAUCUAUUCACGAUUCGUCAUGGCAACCCGAAUAUAUACUUCAUGUAACCUUCGAGGAGAUUACUAUGAACUGCGAGCAGCGCGAGUCGGUAAUAUUUAAUGGCACAAUGCCCGGGCCUCCUUUAUACUUGAAGGAGGGAAAGACAACUUGGGUCAGAGUAUACAACGACAUGUCUGAUCUUAAUUUCACGGUGCACUGGCAUGGACUCACCAUGCGAACAGCACCUUUCUCGGAUGGGACACCUAUAGUGUCCCAAUGGCCAAUAGCUCCGGGCAGGUUCUUUGACUACGAAAUACACCCUGAGGUAGGCGACGCCGGUACUUAUUUCUACCAUUCUCAUAUGGGAUUUCAAGCCGUCACAGCCCACGGACUAUUGGUAGUAGAGGAUCAAGACGAGCCGCCUUACCAAUAUGAUGAAGAUAUUCCCAUUGUAUUCGCCGACUGGUACAUGAAAACGGACGAGGAGGUAGAAACGGGUCUCACAUCUAAACCCUUCAAGUGGUCAGGCGAACCCAAUGCCUUGAUCUUCAACGACCGUACUGGAAAUAAAUCAUUCGAGGAAGCACCCGACGACUCUUGCAAACCCUAUAUCGUCAACGUGGAACCCUCAACGACAUACCGAGUUCGAUUUGUUGGCGGAACUGCUAUAUCAUUUGUACAAUUUGGUAUUGAAAGUCACCCUAAUCUCACGGUGAUCGCCGCCGAUGGGCUUUACUCGAAACCCGCUAUUACAGAUCAUAUCCAGAUUGGAAGUGGUCAACGAUUCGAUGUUCUGCUAACUACAAAGAGUGAACAUGAACUUGAAGCGGACGGGAAGAAGGGUCAGUAUUGGUUUCGAUUCGAAAGCCGUGGCCGUCCAGAAGACAUGGGAGGAUAUGCGCUAUUACAAUACAACAUCGAUAGCUUAACAGCGAAGACAAGGAGAAAUGCGGUACAAGAACAUCGGUCGCCCAAUCCACGAGAUGGAAAACAUAAGCGUAGAUUGCCGAAAUUCCCUGAUAAGCCGCCUGUUACUCUACCUCCAGAUGGUAGCUCAAUUCCUCAGUGGCUAGAAUACACUCUGUCGCCCUUGAAUGUUAGCAAGCCAUUCCCUACGCUCAAGGAAGUAACCCGGACCUUGUACAUCACGGUGAGCCAGGAUAUUAUCAAUGGCACAUACGACGGGAGUACAAUAAAUGGCUCAAUGGUGUGGGUGCAAAAUAAUCUGACAUGGACGGAAGUAGAAGCGCAGAAACUACAUUAUACACCAUACCUAAUUCAAGCCUACAUCGAAGGAAAGACGCCAGACUACCAAGCAGCAUUAGCCAAUAACGGAUGGGACCCUAAAACAAGAGCAUUCCCAGCCCUAGUUGGUGAGGUCCUAGAUAUCGUAUGGCAAAGUAAUUCGGGCCCUACAGGUGGCUUCGAGUAUCAUCCUAUGCACGCACAUGGCGAACAUUAUUGGGACCUUGGAUCAGGCGACGGUACAUACAAUGCGGUGGCCAACGAGAAGCACUUCAAGAAUUAUACACCUAUGAAACGAGACACGACGAUGCUACAUCGAUAUGCAUCUAAGGGUGCCGAUAACACCACGUCCGGUUGGCGAGCGUGGCGAAUCCGAGUUACAGAAGACAAUGUGGGUGCCUGGAUGAUGCAUUGCCACAUCCUGCAGCAUAUGAUUAUGGGUAUGCAAACCGCCUGGGUUUUUGGCGAUGCACUGUCGAUCCUUCGGGAGAUCCCCCCACCGUACAUAAGCGGCUACUUAGACUACGGCGGUAAUGCGUACGGAAGCGCAACCGAUGACCCGCUAGUCUUAGAGUAUUAUACAGAGUAA
Daldinia childiae is the source of this 1893-nucleotide messenger RNA. RefSeq names its product L-ascorbate oxidase. Bases 1 to 1893 code for a protein of 630 amino acids. The record is from RefSeq and is a predicted model, not a curated record. Gene Ontology annotation, molecular function: copper ion binding; oxidoreductase activity. The transcript has 4 exons. NCBI's taxonomy places the organism in Eukaryota, Fungi, Ascomycota, Sordariomycetes, Xylariales, Hypoxylaceae.